UUCAGGUUCACAUGGUGCAGGAUCCAAGAUUGAAACAGAAACACCUAUUAUUGCAUGGGGUGCUGGAAUUAAAAAACCAGUGAUGUCUAAUAUCAGUGAAAGUUCAACUCCUGAUAAUUGGAAGUUGGCCCAUCUAUGUAGAAAUGACGUAAACCAAGUAGACAUAGCAGUCUUAAUGUCAAUUUUGUUAGGAGUUACAAUACCAGUCCAUUCGGUUGGCACUCUUCCUUUGAAUUUCCUCGCCUUUUCUGAAAAAGAUAGAGCUAAAGCAUAUGUUCUAAAUGCAAGACAACUAAUUACUCAGUUAAAAGCAAAAGAAUACAAAGUGAAAAGUCACUUGGCUAACUGUCUUUUUCAUCCAUACUCAGAUAUUAGUUUUAUGAACUAUGAAGACAUUUUAGUGAAUAUAGAAGAAGCUAUAAACAAUUCUGAUUUUAGAGCAGCUGAGAAUUUAACACACCAGCUCAUAAUGACAUCACUGGCUGGUCUGGACUACUAUAAUACUUAUUUCCAAAACUUUCUGCUCACUUGUACCGUAUUAUCAUUCCUAGGGCUAGGUACCAUAUUAGUUGCAGAAAUUAUAGUUUGCAACUGCAGGAACACAGUUUAUGAAUUUGAACGAGAAUUAUCUGUUACAAAGAGAGAAAUUUUUAAAACGAUUUAUUCAUUUCUCUUUUCAUCCAUUUUUGCAUUAGGAUACGUUGAUGCUCUACCACACCGUUACAUGAUUUAUCCCCUUAUUCCUAUAACUUUGUGUUACUGGAUAAUUUUGAAAUAUUCCUGGAUCUUAAAAGGUUUUUAUUUAUUUAAUCGUUCAACGGCUAUCAAAAUAGUAUUAUACGGAUUGGGUUCACAAUUGAUUAUCCUAUCAUUUCACCAAAAAUGGAUAAUAUCAUUAACCUUGAUUGGUUUUUGUUUCUGGCCUGGUCUGGGUUUCUCACCUGUAAUAGACAGUAAACAUGCAGUUGCUCCAAGAAAAUUCCGAUUAUUUUGGUGUUUUAGUUGUGUUGGAUUAUCAAUUUUCCCGUUAUUGCCUAUUAUAGUUGGAGAAGAAGAAGUUAUUUUUAAAAUAUUUACAGGUUUUGCAUGGAUUAUUGUUGAGUUAAUAAUAUUUAAUUGUAACUACCUCAAAUAUCUUAGACUCACAUUCAAUUUAGUAUCCUUGGUACAAUUUGUUUUAACACCUUUGAUACUUUGGAAUAUUUAUACAAUUUCAAGUAGUUUCAAGAACGGAGAAGGUUUACACAUUAUUAAUCAGUGCACAUCAUGUUCUUUAUUAUUAUUUUUUCUGUACCUAAUGUAUUACGGACCUAAAAGAGUGAUGUCUCGAUUUAAUACCUUAAGUUGUUCUGUGGGCUUAACAUUUCUGAUGUUUUCUUCAUCAUAUGAAGCCAUCUUUCCUUUGUUACUGGCUGCCAAUCUUAUAUGUUGGAUAUUGUUUGAACGAAUGGUUGAUAUAAGGUAUUCUACAUGGCCUGCAAGUGUAAUAAUUUGUGAUGAAAUUGGUUUGUUCAGUCAUGACUUCAGGAGAAGUUUCUUCUUUGUUUUUUAUAUAAUAUUAACAUUUUUUGGAAUUGGAAAUGUGGCUUCUUUAAACAGCUUUGACAUGGUUUGGGUUCAUUCUUUUGUAAGAUCAUUUUCACCACUUACAAUAAUGUCAUUAAUGAUGGUAAAGAUUCUUUUACCUUGCAUUUUGGUCACAUCUGCUUUUCGCUCUGUCUGCUAUGUUACAAAUACAAAUUCAAAAGUACUGUUUAUGAUAGCACUUUUAAUAUGUGACUUUAUGGCUGUUCAAUUUUUGUUAAGUGUUACAAAUAGAGGGAGUACUCUUGAAAUUGAAAAAUCGAUUUCCCAUUUUGUUAUCAUGCAAUCAAUUUCUAUAUUUCUUUUCAUAUUGAAUAGUUUUACCAAAUAUAUAACAUCUUCAAGAACAACAUCCUUUAUGGACUGCGACAAUGUAUUAAGAAAAUGGCAUGAGGCUUGAUGUACUUAAUCAUGUUGUAAUUUAAUAAUGUAGUAAUUUAAUUUUCUAGUAUACUUAAAAAAAAUGUUUAACUUUAUUCUUGAUUUUUUUAUUUCUUAAAUUACAUUCCAUGAUGUUAAAAACUUAAAUAUAUGUUUCAUUUUACUAAAGCUGUGAAAACUUUAUAAUCAAUUGUAUUUUUGUGAUUAUAUUUUCUACAAAUUAUGUUAUAUAUAAUGUGCCUAUUUGUGUUUUUAUAAUGUUCAAGGUUAUUAUAAUAAAUAUUCUCAUAAUAAUGAAGUGAUUAAAAAAAAAUGUAAUCUGAUUUGUUUUUAUAAGAAUUUUUUGCAUAGUUUGCAAUAAUCUUGUUAAUGUGUUAUUUAAAGUCCUAUAAAACUAGGACUGAUAAGGGCCAAGAGAGGAAAGUUUUAGUCAUAAAUUUUUGGUAGCUGAACAGGAAUCUGUGAUUUGCUGACAGAAAUAUAUAUUUGUUUGCAA
This is a messenger RNA of Nezara viridula (southern green stink bug), 2461 nucleotides long. The record is from the annotation of a GenBank genome assembly. NCBI's taxonomy places the organism in Eukaryota, Metazoa, Arthropoda, Insecta, Hemiptera, Pentatomidae.